Lodderomyces jiufengensis is the source of this 735-nucleotide messenger RNA. It is a transcript of the gene TRP1, whose product is annotated as phosphoribosylanthranilate isomerase. Gene Ontology annotation, biological process: L-tryptophan biosynthetic process. Lineage: Eukaryota; Fungi; Ascomycota; Pichiomycetes; Serinales; Debaryomycetaceae. Gene Ontology annotation, molecular function: phosphoribosylanthranilate isomerase activity. The transcript has a single exon. The coding region runs from base 1 to 735 and encodes 244 amino acids. The record is from RefSeq and is a predicted model, not a curated record.
AUGAAGUUAGUUAAGAUAUGUGGAGUUAAAACAAUAGAAGCAGCAGAAAUAGCCACAAUUCAUGGAGCUGAUUUAAUAGGAUGCAUACUAGUACCUAACAAAGCAAGAACAACAGAUCAUAAGAUUGCAAAAGAAAUCUCAAAAUUUGUUAAUCAUGGUAGACCAAAGUCAUUAAUAACUAUAAUUCAAGAACUUAAAGCAAGUAAGAAAUCUGAGUCUCCUAUUGAGUAUUUUGAAUUUGUUAAAGAGAUUAUAAUUGAAAAUGAGCCUUUUUUAGUUGGUGUUUUCAAGAAUCAGUCACCUGAAGAAGUAUUUAAAAUUGCUGAUGAUCUAAAAUUGGAUUUUAUACAAUUACAUGGUAAUGAAAAUAUUAAAGAUUAUUUAAAUCCAAAAUUUGGGGUUAUUAAAAGAUACGUACUACCAAAAGAUCUAGAAACGUUGAAAGAGGAUAGUGAGUAUAUAAUGAACGAAAGAAUACUAAGUUUGCCUUUAUUAGAUUCAGAAGAAGGUGGAGAAGGUAAAACUAUUGACUGGGAUUAUAUUGACAAGAAUUUGACAUUCACUAAAGCAAUACUAGCUGGUGGAUUAAAUGAUGAGAAUUUAAAGGACACAAAGAAUAUUAAAAAUAUUCUAGGUUAUGAUGUAAGUGGAGGUGUUGAAACUAAUGGUUCAAAAGACUUGAAUAAAAUAACUAAAUUUAUAAAUGUAGGUAAACGAAUUGAUAUAGAUAAUUAA